CAGCAGCAGCAACUUCUGUUUCUCUUCCAGCAGUUCGAAUCGAAUCGUCGAGUGGCGAGUGUGUUGCUUUCACGUCUCGAGACAUUUUUCCACACGCGAAGUGCAGUUAUGUGAUUGGGUGAUGGGGUGCUUGCUGACAGUGGGGGUGCUCUCAACCCUUUGCUUUCUCAAGUGUAUUGCAGGUCAGGAGUACGUCAUCACCGGCCCUGCUGACACCCAAUUCAUCCCUAAUUAUCGACAAAAUCCCGAUUUUAAUCCCUUCAGGCCCAAUUUCCAGCAAAUUGACUCCUACCUUCCUAGGGAUCUCCAAACUUCGGAUCUCCCUUACCACUUGCAACAAACCCUCCCCCAGUAUCGUGUGACCACGAAGACGCCCCCCAGGUACUCCUACCAACCCCAAUUCGACUAUCGGAGCUCACAACCGGCACCAUUCCGCCCCCAGGACCAGAUAGUACCAUCAACACACCGACCCAACUACUCCCAUUUAUUCCCACACUCACAUAAUAGGAACCCCCAAACUGAGACUUUCCUGGGGGAAAUCACCCUCCAAAGCCCAGCUGACGUUCCUCCCAAAUACGAGGAUUUUAAUCCCAAAACCCAGACUGAUAAAACCAACGUUGUGACAAUAGGCGGAAGAGGGAAUUUUCUGAAUCAUAGGACUAGGAUUUUUGCCCCUGAAACCACCCAGAAGUUGCCCCAAGUCCGGGAGUACUAUGUUAACAAAAAUGGGAAUGUUUUUAGUACCACUCGAGCACCCAUAAUCCCAAAAAGCACAACUGAACGUACCAGGAGGAAGAAUUUUUAUCCCACUAGUGGUACCACCACUAUUACUAGUACCACAACCAAAAAGCAGAACGGUUUAAACUUUGAAUCACUUCUAGAGGAACCAAUCAAAGGUUCCAAUGCCAAUGAUGAUGUUGUCGAAGUUGUCAAGUCGAAGAAGGAAGAAUUGACAACUCAAAGUCAAGAUGAGAGUACCACCGAUUUUGACUAUGAUACCACUCUUGAUCCCUCAGUCGACUAUGAUAAGGAAAAAGAAGGAGAAGAAGAAGAAAAAGAAGAAGAAAAAGAAGAAGAAGAAGACCCGAUUAAACAUUUGGAAGAAUUACGAAAGGAACAUCCACGGGAAGAAGAAGAAGAAGAUUACUCAACUGAAGAACAAGAAGAUGAUUCAAAAACCCCCAAUUCUGAAGAAAGUAACAAUAUUCGUGAUGAGGAUUAUGAAGAAAGUGGGGAAAACAAGACAGAAGAAGACACAACCUUGGCUGGUACCACUGAAGAAGUACCAACUACUGGAACCAAAACCGAGGCCCUUUUGGCCGAACCUGAGACGGUAAUUUCAGUCGUCACGACCAAAAGUGUGGUCAAUAACACCAUCCUCCCCACUGCAACUCCCUUACCCAACUCUACUAUAACUUCCGAGAAUAGUACCGACACUUGGGUCGUAGUAGCCUCAGUCCAGACAAGUCGAAGUGUGUCUGGUGCCCGGUACCUACCCUCCGAUGACGUCAAACAGGACGAAAGAAUCAAACUUUUGAAUGAGGAAGGUACCGAGGAACCAACUACGGUAGUACCAACCACCAAACCUAAAACUUCCACUGAGAGUUUGAUCGAUAAGUUGGAUCGGGUCCAAUCGGACCUCUCGAGUAGUGUUUUCAACGGCGGUUUGAACAACAUUGCGGUUAUAACCGAAAUGGUGACUACUAUACCUGAACCAACUCCCCCACCCAAACCGGUGGUACAAAUUCGGAAGUUUUCGCCUUUGGCACGACCUUCGACAACACCAAGGUCAAAGAAAAUCGAAAUUGUCAAACAAGAUGACUUGACUGGGUUACUACCACCAGGGUUCAAGCCCAAGUACCAAAACCGGAAGACUAGUACUACCGCCAAACCGGAUUUGGACUUACCACAAGGGGAUGAACCACCGAAAAUUGGACGCUCGUCGGGGAUUUCCAACAAGACGAAAAUUACGGUGGGGGAUGUAAGUGCGUUCUUACCACCCGGGUACAAUAGUACCGAAAAGGACGAUAGUUCAAAAAUUUUGGCUAAAGUACCCAAAAUUACAAAAGUUGAUGAUGUUUCGGCGUUUUUGCCACCUGGGUACAAAAAUUUCAAAACUAGUACCACUACUACCAAAUCCAUUGAUGGUAUUCUAUCCAAGGCUAAGCCUAUUGAUGAUAUCAGUGCUUUGUUACCACCUGGGUACAAAUCUAGUACUACUAAACCUAAACCUAGCAUUGAAGGGUUACUAGCCCAGGCGAAGCCUCUUGAUGAUAUCAGUGCUUUGUUACCACCGGGUUAUAAACCUAAACCUAGCCCUAAACCUAAAGGAGUUGAAGGGUUGAUAGCCCAGGCUAAACCAGUCGAUAUUAGUGCCUUUUUACCCCCAGGUUACAAGGCUAGAACGACCCAAAAACCCUUAACAACUCCCGAAAAAGUACCAUCAAGUCUUCUACCACCAGGGUACAAGUUGCGCGAAACUACAACUAGUACCACUCCUAGUACUACCACUACUAGCACUAGUAAACCUAGUGGUUUUAAGGUGGUAUUCCCGAGCCGGCCUGGUGGUACCCACCGCAAAUCCCCUAAUAGACUUACCACUCCGUCGAGUACCAGUACAGAGGAACCACGUGCUACUGCACCUACAAUUCAUAAAGGAUGGCCUUCUAGGGCAACUACCGAAUUCACCGGUUGGCCAACCCCUUCAACCACUCCCAUCUCCAUUGAGAAGCUUCUCGAAGCGGCACGAACCGCUUCCACGAGUACCACUCCGGUGGUUGAUAGUACCACAAGUACCACAACAAGUACCACCACAACCACAACCACCACAACACCCAAACCGACCACUCCGGGGGUGUGCAUCGGCGAGUGUGACUUGGCCGGUACCAUCAAACUCGUCGGUGGUGCCAAAUGGGUACCAGAGCUACUAGAUCGAAAUACCAAAGAGUGGCAAAUUUUGGCAAACGAAGUCCAGACACAGCUUGAGGAUGUUUUCGGCCGCUCAAAUGUUUUGAACAAAUGGUACCGCAAAAUUCGGAUUGAUGGUUUUAGUGAAGGGUCGGUUUUGGUCGACUAUUUGGUCGAAUUGAAUGAUUUGGGACGAAAAAUUGACACCCAGGAAAUAAAAAAAUUGUUCCAUGACUCACUAGAUGACAGUUCAUCAAACCGUGAAGGCAAAUCUUUGAACGAAACGAUGAAAAUGACUUUAGGGAAAUUUACAGUUGACCCAAAAUUCACAGAUUUUGUCGUUUUACCCAAACAAGCCUACCCAACGGUGGGCUAUGCCGAAGAUAAUGUCCUAUUGCCCCAAUGGGCUAUCGCCGUGAUUGUCAUAGGACUAGCGUCGCUUCUUUUCGUCAUAAUUUUCGGGGUUACUGUGUUGGUCAAUCGACAGAAAAAUGCUAAAAAGAAGGCUCCAGUGUCGCUGACUGAGGAUAUGUUGAAUGAACUGAACAAGAACCAUAUGGGUGGGCUUGAUAAUUAUGGGGCUGAAGAUUUGUACAAUAUGGAGGAUGUGUGGAAUGACAAGGGGUACGAGCCCAAGCUCGCCAAGAAGCGUUCCUCCGGCUCUCUCCAUGACAACAGCAUGUCAAACCUUUAUGACAGUUGGCGUUCGGAAUGGAACGGCUACUAUUACAACGCCUACUACGGCAACAACAACCCCGGAAGUAGCCAUUACGGCCGUCGCCGCUCCGAUUACGACACGAAUUUCUGAAAAAUUCGCCCAACUGCCCCCCAAAUCCGUAUCUGUACCAUGAUUUUCACACAGGGUUUUCCCCCAAUUGGUUUUGCUCAAAUCCCGUCCCCGAAUGUACAGAUAUCGAUUUUGAUUGCCAAAAUGCUAGUGAAAAUCGAGCGGCUGUAGUAGUUUUUCCAGGUUUUUCUAGUCAACAGCCUACUAGACACUGUCAAACGGCUGUGAAAGCAUCGAUCAAGACUUUUAAACAUCGACGUUUAGGCUUCGCGCUGGUUUUUGUCGUUUUUACAAAUUCAGUGUUGAUGGAGCAGUUUUUUGGAAUUUUUUCAAACGUGCGAAUGUGUAGUUCAUCCGGUUUUCAACCUGUAUAUAAGUGUAAAUAUAUCGUAAGAUUAUAUCUAUUUUCCCAUUACUUAGGCUAGACUCAUUCAAUAUUUAAAUUAUUGUAAAUGUAGCUGUUAAGGUGUUAAAUAAAUCAUUAUAAGUAAAAAAA
Molecule: messenger RNA, 4190 nt
Organism: Tribolium madens (black flour beetle)
Lineage: Eukaryota; Metazoa; Arthropoda; Insecta; Coleoptera; Tenebrionidae
Product: mucin-5AC
Exons: 7
Coding region: 122-3715 (1197 amino acids)
Source: RefSeq, a predicted model, not a curated record